Trichobilharzia regenti is the source of this 3023-nucleotide messenger RNA. NCBI's taxonomy places the organism in Eukaryota, Metazoa, Platyhelminthes, Trematoda, Strigeidida, Schistosomatidae. The record is from the annotation of a GenBank genome assembly.
AGAAGAAAACUUCGUUUUCGCGGCGGAGUUUUGAUUUUGCUAACAACAACAUGGAAAUGUCAAUUCGCAGAUAUAUUUUUCGCUCCAUCCACUUGCAUUGGUGACCAGUUGUGUGGUAUGAUUUCCAAAUGUCGACACAUGCAUAAUGAGCUAGGGUCUUUUUAUGCUAGAUGCCCGUAAACUAUGAGGUAUUGGAUUGGAUUUCUGCUUUCUCCUCGUCUGACAGUGAGAUCGAAGGGUAUCAAGGCCUUCACAGUGAAGAAACCUCCCUCAAAUGCACAUGAAUAUGCGAAAAUCCAAAUUCAUCCUGUAAAUAAUUUUACUACAACUAUUGAAGAAAACACUUUCCAAAUGACAGUCUCUAAACUUGUAAAUCAUCUUUUAGAGAAUUCAAAUGUUAGGAAUAUUAACUCUCCAGCAGUUCUUAUAAAAAAUAUUAAAGUUGUUCGAAAAAAAUUAGAGGUACUUAUCACUAGCGGAGGUGAUAAACUGGAAAUUGUUACAGAUUUCGAUCGUACAAUGUCAAAAUAUCGUCAUAACGGGGAAAUUAUUCCAACAUGUCAUGGUAUUUUUGAAUCAGAUCCUGAAUUAACUGAGACAACAAAAUCUCUUUUGAUUGAAUUACGGAAUAAAUAUUAUCCUAUUGAAAUGGAUAUUAACCUAAAAGAAAGUGAAAAAAUUCCACAUAUGAUUGAAUGGUGGGAGUCAGCACAUCAAGCCAUAGUUGACUGUGGUAUACAUAAGUAUACACUUGAGAAAACAGUUAAAGAAAGUCGUUUAGUUUUAAGCUUGAUUCCACACCGUAUUUUUGGUACAGAUAUGGAAUUUUCAGCAUGUGAUAUCGGUAGCCCAAAUUUUGCAGGCCGACCAUAGAUAUCAGGUGUGCGUCUGCAGGGAAUCGAACCCCAAACCAUGUGCAUUGUCGGCGAGAGUCCUAACCACUGUGCCACCGACGCACUCUAUGAUGCGUGUCUUAUAUUUUAAAUAGUCCUCUGAUGUUGGAUUUGAUCUAUGCGGAGUAACAACUGUGUUACCGUUCACAAUUUUGGAGUAUUUUGUGAAAACAAUUCUUUGGUUAGUUAAUUUUACUCCCUAAAAAUUUCAGUACAGUAUGUAUGUUGAAUUGCGCGCAAUUUCAUGCUACCUUGUUUCGCCUACUUUAAUUUUAUUUUCUCAUAUUUUUAGGGAGAAAGUGGAUAGUUUUCUUCAAUUGUUACAUAACCACAAUAUACCUGUUUUGGUUUUCUCUGCUGGACUUGGUGAUGUUAUUGAUUUAUUUCUACAUCAUUCAAAUGUUCAUUAUGAUAAUAUGCGUGUUGUAUCGAAUUUUAUGCAAUUUGAUAAUGAUAGAUUUUGCUUGAUUCGUUUGAGGACUCUAUCAUGAGCUGACAUCAAUUAGAAGAUCACUGGUGUGGAUGCGUGCUGAUGAGGAGUCCCAAACUAAGCAGACGAUACAGCUGUCCAGUACUCCCUGCAGGUAAUCCAAUGGUUCUCUAACUGAUAUCAGUUCAUGAUGAAAUCCUCCAACUAAUAUGGAAUUCACGUGCUCUAUUCCUUCUUAUUCUCCUGUAUUUUGAAUUCUUUUGAAAGGGUAAACUGACUGGAUUCACUUCACCAAUUAUUCAUAUAUUCAAUAAAACAGCUAAUAUUGUUGUAAAUAAUGGUUUACCGAAACGACCAAAUGUUCUCCUACUUGGUGAUUCAACUGGUGAUAUACAUAUGGCAGAUGGAGCGACAAUUGAUGAUCCUACUGGACAACUUGGUACUGUACUGCGUAUUGGCUUUUUAAAUGAAGGAAUUGAAGAAAACUUGGAAAGAUUUCAAUCUGUUUAUGAUAUUGUUCUUGUCAAUGACGAUACAUUUAAUAUCCCAUUGAAAAUUAUUCAAAGUAUCCUGUUACACGAUGAUUAGUGGAAGUAAAAGCGCUAAUGAAAGAGAAUCACACUCAUUCUUCAUUUAUUCGUUUAUUUUUAGAUUUUUUUUUAAAAAUUCUAUUUUAUUACUGUAAUUUGUUAAUAUUAUUAUUAUUAUUACCAUAGUGAUUUGUGAUCUGUGAAAUCAAAUAAAAUGGAAACUAUUAUUAUUAUUAUUUGUUUUAAUUUUCAAUGAAAUUACUGAUUUCCUCAGCGUAUUUUAUUAUUUUUUCUGCGUUUUUCUAUGGGUUUGUGUUGAAGUGUACAAAACAAGAGUGAUGAAUAUUCUUUUUCCUUUUAUGAUUCAUCGACUUCAUCAAGCAGCCAACCCAUCUAUUACAUUUGUCUAAUUAGUUAGUUGGUUCAUUAUUCAGUUCUGUGCUAUCCCCAUCAACCCUUUACCCCCCUAUCCUAGCCGUGGAUAUUUAUUUCUUACUAUUGUCCACCUUCCCAUCUAUCUAUCCAUCCAUCUAUUCGUUGAUAGAUUGCUACACUGGUAUGCAAUAAUAAUGACAAUUAUUAUUAUUAUCAUUAUCGUUAUUACUAUUUACUAUUCGGUCACCUUAUAUUAAAUUAACACAUUAAUAAAGAACAUGUGUAAUCACAUUUUUCUUUCGUGUGGCUAAAACUUUAAAUUCUCCUCUUUGUUUUCAAAUUUCUCUCCCUUCAUUUUCCUUCUUUUCAUUUUUCCCGCUCAAUAUAUAUUAUUUGAAAGUUAUACUGGAUUAUUGAAACAUUGGACAAACAAACAAACAAAUCAAUCAAUCAACCAAUAAAUAUUCAUAUUUAUUCGCUUAGUGGAUGGAGUGUUGUAAACUUACAGACACACACACACACACAGACAUACACUUUUCCUUCUUCCUCUUCGUCACGUGCUAGACGUUAUCAAUUAGUUGGUUGAUGAAGUGUUAUCAUCACAACAUAUAUAUCUGGCAAAAAAUAUAUUUGCUAUUGUAUAUUUUUACAGUUAAAUAAUCAUUAUUUGAUUCUAUUCUUCUACCAUUUUCUGUUUUCUAUUAAAAUAGAUUUAAAAUGAUGUCCUUUAUCUUUUUUAAAGAUGUGUAUAAAGAAAACAAAUCUGUCUUCAAUAAAUUGAUUAACAGAAUCGAG